GGCAGGACGUGCGCCUGAGCUCGGCCGAGCGAGGCCAGAGGGAGCCGUGCCAAGCCAAGGCAGCCGUGCCCAGCGGCCCCGCGACCUGGGUAUCUUCGUCCCUCCCCACGCUCCCACUCGGGAUCGCGUUCCCCGCGCCGUCACAGCAUCCAGCUCGGCGCCGAGACCCUCGAGCGCCGCCGCCGAUCGCACCCGCUGCAGAGCCAACAUGCCCAUCACUCGGAUGCGCAUGAGACCCUGGCUAGAGAUGCAGAUUAAUUCCAACCAAAUUCCAGGGCUGAUCUGGAUUAAUAAAGAGGAGAUGAUCUUCCAGAUCCCAUGGAAGCAUGCAGCCAAGCAUGGCUGGGAUAUCAACAAGGAUGCUUGUCUGUUCCGGAGCUGGGCCAUUCACACAGGCCGAUACAAAGCAGGGGAGAAGGAGCCAGAUCCCAAGACAUGGAAAGCCAACUUUCGCUGUGCCAUGAACUCCCUGCCAGACAUCGAGGAGGUGAAGGACCAGAGCAGGAAUAAGGGUAGCUCAGCUGUGCGAGUGUACCGGAUGCUCCCACCCCUCACCAAGAACCAGCGGAAAGAGAGAAAGUCCAAGUCCAGCCGAGACACUAAGAGCAAGGCCAAGAGGAAGUCAUGUGGCGACUCCAGCCCGGAUACCUUCUCUGAUGGGCUCAGCAGCUCCACCCUGCCCGACGACCACAGUAGCUGCACAGCUCAGGGCUACCUAGGCCAGGAGUUGGACGUGGAUCGGGCACUCACUCCAGCGCUGUCACCGUGUGUCAGUAGCACUCUCCCUGAAUGGCACAUGCCCAUGGAUAUUGUGCCGGACAGCACCAGUGACCUGUACAAUUUCCAAGUAUCACCCAUGCCCUCCAACUCUGAAGGUGCAACAGACGAGGAUGAGGAAGGAAAGUUACCUGAGGAUAUCAUGAAGCUCUUGGAGCAGUCCGAGUGGCAGCCCACAAACGUGGAUGGCAAGGGGUACCUACUCAAUGAACCUGGUAUCCAGCCCACAUCUGUCUAUGACUUCACUUGCAAGGAGGAACCUGAAGUUGACAGCCCUGGGGGGGACAUUGGGAUGAGCCUACAACGUGUCUUCACAGAUCUGAAGAACAUGGAUUCCAGCUGGAUAGAGAACAUGUUGCCCCCGGUCAGGCUGCCCUCCAUCCAGGCCAUUCCUUGUGCGCCGUAGCUGGGCCCCCCUAUACUCUCUUAGGCAAGCAGGAUCUGGCAUCAGGAUGGCUGUGGUGCAGAAAAAUGGGACUUCCGUGGACCCCUGGAUGUGGCAAAGCCUGUCUCCAGUGCUAAGUGGGGGUAGGGUCUUCCUCUGGGUCCAUGGCCUUUCAGCAUCUGGCAGGUCAGCGACUGGGCUCAUUUUGUGGGGUAAAGCUGGCCCUGCCUCCCUGGACAAUGGGGUUCUAAGGCUGGUGUGUAAGGUGGAGGUCUCAGGAGUCAGCUUCUAGCUUGUCCCUCUGAGUCCAGCUGCCUGGAGCAGAUCUCGCUAUUGCUGAGCUGGCCUGAGGGAAAAGACCAGUGACCUCAGAAAAGCUUAGCACCAACCCCAGGGCUGGUCCUGCACUAAGAGACAAUUGCACUAAGUGAGUCCUUUUCCAAAGAACUGCCUCCCUUCCCAGCUGAGCCCUGGGGACUCUUCCAAAGCCAGUGAAAUGUGAAGGAAAGAUGAGGUCCUGUGGGACAGUGCUCCUCAGCCUCCGAGGGCUCUGCCCUGUUCCCUGCUCAGGCUGAGGGUUUUGGGAAAAAACAUGGCACUUUUUCUUGUGGACCUUGCCACAUUAUUGAUCAGAGGUGUACACUAACGUUCCCC
Condylura cristata (star-nosed mole) is the source of this 1816-nucleotide messenger RNA. It is a transcript of the gene IRF1, whose product is annotated as interferon regulatory factor 1. Gene Ontology annotation, biological process: immune system process; regulation of transcription by RNA polymerase II. The record is from RefSeq and is a predicted model, not a curated record. Gene Ontology annotation, molecular function: DNA-binding transcription factor activity, RNA polymerase II-specific; RNA polymerase II cis-regulatory region sequence-specific DNA binding. Gene Ontology annotation, cellular component: nucleus. NCBI's taxonomy places the organism in Eukaryota, Metazoa, Chordata, Mammalia, Eulipotyphla, Talpidae. Bases 209 to 1183 code for a protein of 324 amino acids. The transcript has 10 exons.